Molecule: messenger RNA, 4083 nt
Organism: Passer montanus (Eurasian tree sparrow)
Lineage: Eukaryota; Metazoa; Chordata; Aves; Passeriformes; Passeridae
Gene: LRIF1
Product: ligand dependent nuclear receptor interacting factor 1
Exons: 5
Coding region: 210-2468 (752 amino acids)
Biological process (GO): regulation of DNA-templated transcription
Molecular function (GO): nuclear retinoic acid receptor binding
Source: RefSeq, a predicted model, not a curated record
GCGGAAGUGACGCGCAUGCGGAGCCGCGGCGGGGCCGUGCCGCCAUGUCGCGGAGCCCCGAGCGGCGGCCGCAGUUGUGAGUACGGGCGGGCCCGGGGCUCCGCCUCGCAGGGACGCCCCGCCAGGUGGAGGAACAAGCCUCUUUGGAGGUUUCUUCUUGGUGACAUUUUGCAGCCCUAGUUAGUUGGGGGUGCAGCAUUACAGGCUGUAUGUACCGAGUCAUUCAGACAACGGGACCAGAUGGAAAAAACCUUCUGAAAUUGCUUCCCAUUUCUAAAACUUCUGAAAGCUUUGUACCAAUAGUUCAGUCUCCAGCCAUGCCAAAUAAUUCUAACGCAAAUGUUUCUAGCCCAGUCCAUCUUACUUAUAAGACACAGAUUGGCAAUACUGCUGCACCUUCAUCUGUUAAGAUACCGAUUCUUCAGCCUCCUAAUCCUGGAAAGAUUAUUCUUACGACGACAUUAGACAAGCAGGAAAGUGCUAGGGCAGGUUCUGAAAAGGAAAGCUUGAUUCCAAGUGCAGCUGCCAAUGCCCAGAGCAGCUGUAUGCCCAUGGAUGGAGUGUCCUUGCAGAACGUGGCCAUCAUGAGCUCUUCUCACCAGAGCAGCACAACCUACAUGGUAAUGAAUACCAAACCCCUCCCAGUGACUGUCAAGUCUCCAGUGGUGCCUUCCGGACACCACCUCCAGAUUCCAGCUGAUGCAGAAGUGAAAUCUGUCCCAGCGUCUCUUUUGCCACCUGCAGUACAGCAAAAAAUCCUGGCAGCUGCAGCCGCCAAUGUGUCUGGAGGGGCUGACAGUACAAAAACGCCGACGGUGAUUUACGUGUCACCCGUAAACACAGUGAAAACCUCCCAAGUCCUGCCCAAGCACUUGCAGAGCUUUUGCCCCAAACCUGCCACGGAAGUUUCAAAGACACUGAUAGUGACAGCUGCCCAAAAGGGAUCUGGUUCUUCUCCUGAGCCAGUCACAUCUGAGGGGCAGCAGUGCCAGCAAACUCCCAUGAAAUGGAUUGUGCAAGAAACUGCCCCACUCUCAGCAGCUUGUCUUAUCCCUGUAAAGUCUUCAAAUAAUGCGGCUUCCAAGAUCCUGAAAACUUUGUCAGACACGAAGAAUGUAGAAGUUAACCCUGCAAAUAUUUUGCCACUCUGUUCUAAUGGUCCUGGUGGAAGCCAAACCAAAAUCACACCUUUAAAAGAUAAUGCUCUGGUCAUGUACAAUGGGAAAAUCUAUUUAUUGACCAAAAGAGGCUCUGAUAUUCUGUCAGCCCAGGCUGACAAACAGGCAUCUUCCUCUUCUGAUGCUUUACUUAAAAAGGAGACACCCAAGCAAAUUGAUUCUACUGAAGUCAAUAAAAUAACCAGUAAAGUGGUGAAUCUGGUGUUUUCAAAAAGCAAAGGAGUGGUGCUAUCUCAGAAAGACCCAAAACCGCGUACAGUUUCCAAAAGUUCGUCACCAGUUAGCUUAAGAAAUGACUUAAAAUCCACACCUGCAGCUCUGCUAACACCAAGUGCUAAUCAGCAGGAUCCCACUGUAAGCCAGAGACAGAGUUUGCCCUCCAUCAAGAGCGUUUCUUGCAGUGAAGUGAUCCCAGUUCCAGCAGUAGGGAUGCAGGAAAGUGUGUGGCAAAAUGGCAAAGAUAUGAGUCAUUCCCCAAGAGCAGCGGGGGCUGUGUUACCUCAGGCUAAGCAGGAAUGUGCUGUCAGUGAAGACUGGCCAAAGAUGCAAUGUGUAAAGAUGGAUUCACCGGGAAAGGUUAUUCAAAUGAAACACCAAGAGCACCCACACUGGAGACAAUACUUGGAAUUAAGGAAAAAAUUUGGUCUAUUUAAGGAGGAGAGAGUUUACCUUACAAGAAUACCAUCAAGGGCCUUCUGUGAGAAUACAGAAGAAAGGGUUUGUUCCAAUGACAGCUUGGAAAGGAAAAAUGAGUCUUGCAGUUCAUCCUCAUUGGAUGUGGAAAUAAUGAGUGAUCAUCAAGAAUGUGUUGAAGAAAAGAUAAUUGUGGAUCUGGAAGAGGAUUUGAUUAGGAAAAGGAAAAUAAAAUCCUCACCUUUGUCAGACAGUGGCAAGAGGAGGAGAACUUCAGUCAAAUCAUCCACAAGUCCUAGUUUAGAAAUCACCAGCUCAAGUUUCAGUGCACUUAAAAGGAGUGUUUCACCUGCACCAGCCUCACCACAGCCAAGUGUUCCCACUGGCUUCGUUGGAGUGUCCCAAGAGAGGGACUUGGAACAGGACACAUUCCCCCAGUACAGUGACAUUACCCACCCUGGGAUUUCACUUUUAGUGACUUCUGAAGAGGAUACUUCCAUUCUGGAAGGUUCUUUCCGAGAUGAUGCUUUCCCUGUGGCUCCCCCAGACCUGGAUGAAACGAUACGGGAUGAAAAAAUCAAGCGACUGAAGCAGACCCUGCGGCAGCGGACCGCGGCGCUGGAGGAAUUCCGGCAACGGGAAAUGCAGCAGAGCUGAGACCCCUGCCCUGGGGAUCCCAACCUUGUGCAUCACCUCUUCAGUGAUUUCAAGAGGAAAUCCUUUGCUUAAAUGAAUAUUUCUGGUAGAUGGAAUAACUAGAAGUUUAAGUAUGUGUGUAUUUACAGAACUGUAAGUUUUUGUUAAAUGCCAGAAGUAAGAGACUUGACCAUCAAAUUCUACUUCUAGGACAUGAUCCAAGAGCACAGAUAAAGGGCAUUUUUACCAGCAUAUUCCCCAUAUUUUUAAUUGAGGGGGUUCUGUAUUAGUCUCAGCAAAUAAACUUUCCCCUUUCGAAUUCCAUGGCCUGGCUCUUAGAACCCCAAUGCAAAUUGCAAACCCUAGCUGUAGAUACUUUUUUGUUUGUUUUUCUCAUGUGCAUGAGAACUUCGAUGUAUUCCUGAGAACUGUUAAUUUUCAGAAGAGGUCAACAGUCAGUGGUUAAUAAAUGCUAGUUAAAUAAUCUGGAAAUUAGACUUUAGACAGUAGCAGUGCAGAUACUUAUAUAAAACCUCUUGCAGAUGUGAAGACAUAGGCAGGAGAAGCCCUGUGACAGUUGCUUGGAUUCAUGGCUCUCUCUGUCAUUAUUGUGAGCCUUUAUAAGGUCAUGACCAGAUGUGCAAUGUGGAAAUUUGGUUGUGGGGUUUUUUUUGAAGAGUGGGAUGUAUUUUUUUUAAACAGAAUUCUGUUAAUAAUAAUUUCUUGACGCUAAAAGACUUCUUUAUCUGUCAGUGAUAUCUUUAACAAUCCUCAAUGAGUGUCUUUUAAUAUGUUGUUUAAACAUGUCUCUUGCCACCUUCAGUUAUGGUAUCUUAGUUUGCCUUGUAGGAGGGGAUGUGCCCUCAGACUGUCUUUACAUCCUAAGUUUUGUAGAACUUUUUGUGUAUUUCCCCACCACGCUCUGUUAUAUGUGUAGGGACACCUUUCCUUGUCUUCUGUUGUCAUGUCUUUGAUCAUUGCAGUUCCUUCUGCAGUUUUUCAGUGUUCUCUCACCAAAUAAUAACUUUUUUGCCAGCAGAGUUUGUUAUUGCUUUGUUCCUGUCUGUUUAUAUUUAUUUUAAACAUCACCACUCCUGGCAGAACUCUGUUGCAGAUUUGUGUUCACUGAAGGCUUUUUUUUUUUACUGUCCUUACUUCUGGUUUUAUUCCUAUUUUGUUUAAUUUUAAUCAAAUUUUCAUCUGCAGGGUUUUCAUUUAUUAUCCCACAGAUGUCCAGUUUUUCUAUAGGGUUUUGGUGGAGAUGGAUGCUUCUUGGAGAGCUGAGUUCCAUAUUCCUUACUUAUUUAAGUUUUCACAGUGGGAAAAAUUCCAAUAGUUUGGAGAGGCAAGACAGCUUUUUACAAGGGAAGAAAAAUGAAGUUCCUGCUCUGAAGAAUCACAGAAUCAGAGAAUGGUUUGGGGUGUAAGGAAUCUUAAAGCUCAUCUCAUUCUACCCCCUGCCGUGGGCAGGAACACCUUCCACUAUCCCAUGUUGCUCCAAGCCCCGUCCAACCUGGCCUGCAACACUUCCAGGGAUGGGGAAAGCUUAAGCUAGACCAAGGUGAUGGACCAGAUGCACAGUGAUGGGUGAGGAGGGAAAGUGAAUAAUGGAAAUAAACUCUGCAGUGAUUGAGAU